AUGGUCCAGAUGCGCCUGAACGCUAUCAGGAACAUUGGAAAGAUCACAAAGUCGAUGAAGAUGAUUGCCUCGACCAAGGUCGCCAAGGCCCAGCGUGCUAUGGAGACUGCUCGCGCCUACGGUGCCACCUCUGCCAGCAUCUACAAGAACGCCAACACUGCCCCUCUCGAGAACGAGGACAAGGUCUACAUCGUCUCUUCCUCUGACCGUGGUCUUUGCGGUGGUAUCCACUCCUCCGUUGCCAAGGCUACCCGCCGCUUGAUCGCUGUUGACGGCCCUUCGUCUGGUGUCAUUGUCUUGGGUGACAAGGCCAAGAACCAGAUGUCCCGUUCUCACCGCAGUGACAUCCAGAUGUCCUUCAACCAGAUCGGAAAGGCCAUCCCCACCUUCGCUGAGGCCAGCGCUGCUGCCGACACCAUCAAGUCCUCCGGCAUCAAGUUCGACACUGCCACCAUCAUCUACAACGAGUUCACCUCUGCCAUCGCCUAUGAGGCCAAACCCAUCAACGUCUACUCUUCCGAGGCUUUGAAGGCUGCCGGUACGUCCUUUCUCUCUUUCUUUUGUAUUACUGUCUCUUCCUUUCUGAUCCUCUUCUUUUUUUCCCUCUAUCUCCUUGUCUUUAUCUUUCUUCCUCAACCUUGUCAUUCUCUUCUUCGUAUUCCUCUUCCUCUAACAUGUAUCCAUCUCUCCAUCCAAUCCACUCCACUCAUAAUAGAUGCCUUCGCUGCCUACGAGAUCGAUGAUGAAGUUUUGGAGAACUACCACGAGUUCUUGUUCGCCAACAACAUCUACUGGGGUCUUGUCGAGGGUCACGCCUCGGAAAUGUCUGCCAAGCGCACUGCCAUGGAGAACGCCACCAAGAACGCUGGAGAGAUGGUUGACCGUUUGACCAUGACCUACAACCGUUCCCGCCAGGCUGCUAUUACCUCCGAGUUGGUUGAUAUUAUUACUGGUGCCUCUGCUCUGUAA
Messenger RNA from Linnemannia hyalina, 969 nucleotides. Lineage: Eukaryota; Fungi; Mortierellomycota; Mortierellomycetes; Mortierellales; Mortierellaceae. The record is from the annotation of a GenBank genome assembly.